Podarcis muralis (Common wall lizard) is the source of this 1094-nucleotide messenger RNA. It is a transcript of the gene NKAIN4, whose product is annotated as sodium/potassium transporting ATPase interacting 4. Gene Ontology annotation, biological process: regulation of sodium ion transport. NCBI's taxonomy places the organism in Eukaryota, Metazoa, Chordata, Lepidosauria, Squamata, Lacertidae. The record is from RefSeq and is a predicted model, not a curated record.
ACAAAGCGCCAGGAGCACCUCCCUGGCUGCUCAGAGCAGCUGUUAGCUCAGCUCAAGCCCGGCUGCUUCCCAGGGUGGAGGGGGGGGAAAAGGAGGAGGGGAAGAAAAGAAGAAGAAGAAAGUCUGGAAGAAGGACUCAGAAGCUUUGCGGGCUUUGGAGUCUCUUCCUCUCGGAGCGCAGCGCCGCUGAACUUGGAGAUGGUAGCCGGGAGGUCGUGGUGAGGCCCCGGCGGGGGUCCCCCAAGGCUCGGGAAGGAUGGCGUGCUGUACGGGGCGCUGCACCCUAAUUUUCCUCUGCACUUUACAGCUGCUUGCUGCCUUAGAGAGACAAGUGUUUGAUUUCCUGGGAUACCAAUGGGCUCCAAUUCUUGCCAAUUUCCUCCACAUAAUCAUUGUCAUCCUUGGCCUGUUUGGUACAAUCCAGUACAGGCCACGCUACAUCGUGGUGUAUGCCAUCUGGACAGCCAUCUGGGUCACUUGGAACAUCUUCAUCAUCUGCUUUUAUUUGGAGGUUGGCGGACUUUCAAAGGACAGUGAGCUCUUGACCUUCAACAUCUCCCGGCACCAGUCCUGGUGGAGUGAAAACGGUCCUGGAUGUGUAAGGAAGGAGACUCCCAUGGUCGGCAUCAAGGGCUUGGACAGCCAUUCCUACGUCUCCGUGAUCGGUUGCGCUUUGGAAUAUCGCUACAUCGAGGUCAUGCACAGUGCGAUGCAGAUUCUGGUGGCGCUGGUGGGCUUCGUCUAUGCCUGUUACGUUGUCAGUGUUUUCACAGAAGAAGAAGACAGCUUUGAUUUCAUUGGUGGAUUUGACCCAUUCCCUCUCUACCAUGUCAAUGAAAAGCCCUCCAACCUUUUGUUCAAGCAGACAUACCUGCCUGCGUAAGUGACAAGGAUCCAGACUCUGGACAGACUGAAACCAUCCAUCCAGAUUCCCCAAAUGCCAGAUGUCCCAGAUGCAAAAAGAUGGGAAACUACAUUCCACUUGAAAGAACACAAAAACACUGACACACAUGCAGAUACGCACAUACACAACAAGAUGACUGAACUCCGACAAGUGGGCAUUCAGGCCCAAAUAUCGUUUUGCUGGCCAGCCA